Messenger RNA from Sinocyclocheilus grahami, 1873 nucleotides. RefSeq names its product probable H/ACA ribonucleoprotein complex subunit 1-like protein. The coding region runs from base 287 to 1435 and encodes 382 amino acids. Gene Ontology annotation, cellular component: nuclear speck. The record is from RefSeq and is a predicted model, not a curated record. Gene Ontology annotation, molecular function: mRNA binding. The transcript is spliced from 7 exons. Gene Ontology annotation, biological process: mRNA export from nucleus. NCBI's taxonomy places the organism in Eukaryota, Metazoa, Chordata, Actinopteri, Cypriniformes, Cyprinidae.
UUAGACACAGCGCUAUUUUGGGGCUCUUGUCACAUUAGUCGUCAGAUUCAUAGCGCUGCUGGGCUGGGUCACGCUGCUAGGACUCACCACUCACUUGAUCGACACAAAUAAACACCAAGAAAGAGCCUUGAAACCGGGUUAAUUAAAAACGUUUCAUAGUUCGUCUCGUCAGUAGCGUUUGUGCUUUGACGUACCUUUGGAAGUUAUCGAGUGUAAAUUCUUUGGUGUUUUCGAGACACACGACGCUUCUGAAACUUUUGCGUGCGUAAAGACGUUGGAAGACGAAAUGGGGGAGACUGAUGUUCAAAUGGAGAGUACAGAGCAAAUGCAGGAGCCUCACGCUUCAAGCUCGGACAAAAUCGACUUGUCAUUAGAUGACAUUAUAAAGCUGAAUAAGAAGGAACAGAAGGCAAACAGAGCUGCCAACAGAGCUCAAACUAAACGUGCUGUUAACAGGAACAACGUCUUGAAGAAACUCAACCAGGUUCCACAGCAACAGAGGGGACUCAGACGAGGAGCGCAGCAGUACCAAGGGCCUGGCAGGGGGAGAGGGUUAAGGAGACAAAGAGGAUCCGGGAGGGGCAUGAUGUUGAGAAGGGAUUCACUAAAUGCCGCUGCUGCCGCUGCCACGACUGGUGAACAGUUUGAUCAGACCACAUUCACAUCGAGGGGCACAUUCAGAGGACGGGGAAGAGGUAGAGGAAGAGGAGGCGGACUGAGCAGGGGUGCAUUGUCAGCAAGAGGACAAAGGGGUGGAAGACCAUUUGUAUUAGACAGAGGGGUAAGAAGGACAAUCUUUAUUAAUAAAUCAACAUUCAACAAAAAAAAAACAUUCACAUUAUACAAAACCUAUACACGGAUUGACCUUCGAAGUCGAAGAACAGCACCAUCUGGCUCCACGCUGACAGUAUCCCUGCCAAAUGCUAAAUCUGCACCUGUCGCUGUGAAGACAUCUAAUCAAACUAGGAGGGGUGGGGCAGUGUUAAGGGGCAGAUCAUCUAGAGGAGCCGGUACUUCGUCAUCUAUGGGGAUUCCUCUGCAAUUUAACUACAAAGCAACUACUAACCAGACUGCCGUAUACCUUAAUGACCGUUUCACUGACCUGAGGUUAAGAGGGCAAGAACGAGGCCGGGGAAGAGGUGGUGGAAGAGGAGCUGUUGGAGGAGGGGGAAGAGGUGGAGGAAGAGGAAACAUUGUUGGGGGUGGACGAGGUAGAGGACAAGGAAACAUAGGUGGUGGAAGAGGCAGAGGAAGAGGAAACUUUAUGGGUGGUGGAAGAGGAAGAGGAAACUUUAUGGGGGAUGGCAGAGGAAGAGGAAACAUUAUGGGGGGUGGCAGAGGAAGAGGAGGGGUUGGUGUGGCAAGAGGAGGAAGAGGCUUGAGAAGAGGGAGUGGAGGAUCAAGAGGAGCCGAUCGAACAGUAACUCUUCAGUGAUUAGAAUUACAACCAAUUUUAUGAAGUAAUAGUGUUUACUGAAAAAUUAAUUAUUUUUGGUAAAAAAAAUUUUUUUUUUGGUGCAUCACUAUUUACUGUCAUGAUGUCAUUCAACUAAAUAUUUGUAACAUUUCUGACAGCGGGAUAAGGGGGGUUUAUUGCAGUGUACAAACAAAAAAAAAGUCCUUUUUAAAAGAAUGUAAAUUAUUGAUUGUUAUAUGAUGAAGGUUUUUAAAUUUUUAGGUUAUGAAAAAAUAACAUUUUAAAAAGUACCUCAGAGGGUAAUGAAGUGCCUCUUCAAAUUCAGUGUAAAUACUGUUUUGCAUUCUGACAUUAGAAGGUAAACUCAGUGAUAAAAACUGAAUCCUAUACUUAAAAAAUGUAAAUAUAUCAAAAGUUGUUUACAUUUGAUAUCAUCAUAUCAAUAAACACCAAACA